This is a messenger RNA of Marchantia polymorpha subsp. ruderalis, 2254 nucleotides long. NCBI's taxonomy places the organism in Eukaryota, Viridiplantae, Streptophyta, Marchantiopsida, Marchantiales, Marchantiaceae. The record is from the annotation of a GenBank genome assembly.
GGCCGACGAGCUUCGACGGGAGUCCCACUCGAGACCGCGACGAGCGACGACGCGACCAGGAUGAUGACUCCAUGUCCGUCAAUGGAAGAGGCUUUCCGUGACACACCUGCUGAUCCGGACUCCGGACCAGCUGGUCAUAGCCUCCCGGACUGUGGGAGGCGACGGUCCCGAGGAUCGGACAUCGUGCGGCCGAGAUUUCACGCCUGAGACCGGUCACUGGACCGGAAGCAUGCUGGGAAACUGCCUUCCGCUUCCGAUUUAUUCCCGAGUCCCAUCGACGGACGGGGCUCGGUAAUGACUCACGACCUUUCUUUUCGGACCGCCAUGACCCGCCUCGGGCGACGCGUGGCCGCAUCGGCGCACAUCGCACCGUCGAUCGUGUUAAACGCGGUCAACCGAGCGUGGGAACUCUGUUGGGGCUCCUCCCGUUCCUUAGUCCGGCGCUGCCUGGCCCAUCCGCAUCUGCGGCCAGACCUCGUGCUCGAGUGUCAGUCCCGCCGGUAGCUCGCUCUCCGAUCACCGGCAGCCGCAACGUGGCGGAGAUGUGCGUUCGGCCCGCUCGGAAGCAUAAAGCGUGGCCGCGCCGAGAGUCCAAGAAGGCUCAUUCCAUUUGCUCCUCUCUUCCUCCUCCCUUCUCCUCUCCCUUUCUCCCCGAGCCCCUUCGCGUCUCGUCGCUGCAUCUCGUUCAUCUCGAGCGGCGUUUCAGUUCGCGAAAAAAAUCUCCUCCAAUCCUCAGACUUCUCCUUCAGUCGUUCUCCAAAUCGAGUCGUGAGCCCGACCUCGACACGAGCAUCGCUGUCGCUGUGCUUGCAAGGCAGAAUUGAAGCAGACGAGUGGAAUUCUGCGAUUCCGUGGCAGUUGGUUGAUCGUGAUUGUGUUUGUGCGUGCGUGCGUGUGUUGGUUGUGUUUGCGUUUGUAGAGUGCGCGUCCUCGUAAGGAAGAUAGCGGAAAUUUUUGAAGAGCUGGCGAAUACCGGAACACUGGCAGACACAAACUCAGAUGAAGGGAUAGUUCGAGCGCUUUACCGAGCGUUAUCGCAAGGAGAUGUUCACCCCGUGAGCAAGCUCGUGACCCCUGACCUCGAGUGGUGGUUCCAUGGACCGCCGAGUCAGGAUCAUAUGAUGCGAUUGCUCACCGGAGCCGCUUCAUGUGACUCCUUCAGCUUUGAGCCCGUGCGGUUCUUCUCCCAAGGUAGCAAAGUUUUUGUGGAGGGCAAGCACUCUACUCGACAUAACGUGUUCUGGGUCCACAUAUGGACGGUUAAAGAAGGGCGCAUUACACAAUUGCGCGAAUACUUCAACACUGCGGUCCUGGUGACCGAUCUCAAGCCGAACAAGCCGUCUGUAGAGAUCGUCUCAAGCUAUCCUUGCACUACUAUUUGGCAGAGUCAGCUCUGGAAGAGCAAGGAAGGGAAAUCUCUUCCAGGCUUCAUUCUUGCGGUUUGAGAAGAUUCCGCGACUUCGAAGUCGCGGUGUUCAACGUUCUCAUUGCGGGAAAUGCAGACUCGUGAAAUAAGUACUAUGAUCACAUCGUGAGUUGGCACCCAGGAAGCUGAAUUUCUCGAGAUUGCAGUAAUGCACUGCAAGUUUUGGCGAAAACAUCUAGCUAGAAGGUGUUAGCGAAUAAUCGUGUUAUAUCGGCAGAAUUUUAUGUCUUCUGUUUUAUGUUUUGUAGUUUGGCCUGUGGAGCUGACGGAGAUCUGAAACUUUGUUGUUGAGUGCGAGUGCUAGGACAGAGAGAGAGAUCGACGGGUGAUUGACACGUCUUAGCAAACCUGUCCCACCUCGUUUGUUUACUCUUAUCGGUCUUAUUUGCUGUCGAUCAUGUAGAGAGACAUAGAGGAGAUCAUGCCUAAACCUCUAGGACUGAAAACUGGAAGCGCAGACCAACUGUUAGAUGAAGGUCUCCACCAGAUUCCUCACCAUCAUACUAAGAUUUACACAUACGUAUGGUUCACGCUUCAUCGUUAUUUCGAUGAAGGACAUGUCCAACAUACAUUUUGCCGAAAGGAUGAUCUUUCAUUCAUUCCUUGUGGGAAGAGUACACUGUUAAAUUUUGGAGAAUGGGAGAUGUAACCAGGCUACAUGCAUAAUGAUGUACGAUCUAAAACUGAGACAUGCAAAUGAAUAAGGAAGAGUAACUGUCGCUCUAUAUGCUUGGAGAUAAAAACAUAAAAAGUUUAUCAACAGAGAUAAUAUUUCCCUGCAACUUCCGUGUGAAUGAAUAUAUAUAAAGUGGGGUAAUUCCUCAUUUU